Messenger RNA from Lynx canadensis (Canada lynx), 1157 nucleotides. Its product is annotated as protein POLR1D-like. The coding region runs from base 54 to 461 and encodes 135 amino acids. The record is from RefSeq and is a predicted model, not a curated record. The transcript has 3 exons. Lineage: Eukaryota; Metazoa; Chordata; Mammalia; Carnivora; Felidae.
UAGAGCCUCCGAUCCAGCAGCACCACCUGAGGAUCCCGGAAGCCGCCCCCGCGAUGGAAGAAGACCAGGAGUUGGAGAGGAAAGCAAUUGAAGAAUUGCUUAAAGAGGCAAAACGUGGCAAAACGAGAGCAGAAACGAUGGGACCUAUGGGUUGGAUGAAGUGCCCCCUCGCCGGCGCGAAUAAGAGGUUUCUGAUUAACACGAUUAAGAACACGCUGCCCUCCCACAAAGAGCAGGACCCUGAGCCGAAAGAGGCCACGAAGGCACCUGCGAAAAGCCAGAGCCGGAAGGAAGAGCACCGCAAGGGGCACCGAGGCCACCCUUACAAGCCCAGCUCCCAGGGCCGGGGCGCGCGCGGCGGCCCCUCGCCACCGCCGAGGCGGAGCAGCCCGGAGAGGGGCCCGGCGAGGGGCCCGGCGAGGGGCCCGGCGAGGUACGAGAAGCGGUCCGACAAGCGGUGAGGCCGGGACCGCGCGGCCGCUGCCUCCGGGACUGGGGCUUGUGCGGACGCGGGGUUGGGGCACGGGCCACGGGCCUCGGGCUGGAGUGGUUUUUCGCGCCGGUCCUUUGCGGCGGCGACACGGCUGUCCGCGCCCGGGGACUCGUCUGCAGGCGGCGCGGCAGGUUUCGGCCACUCGGGCAGCGCCCCGCGCACGCGUGUGGUUUCUGUUCUCGCUCGUUCGCCGGUUGGUUUCGAAAUAAAUCUGAAACGGAAACAAAGUUCCCCGAGAUGGUUACGACUAGUUCCAGGGUUGUUUGUUUGUUUCAUGUGUUCCAAUCGUGGUCAUUUCUCAAGUUUUCUCCAAAAAAAAAAACCAAAAACAAAAACCACUUGUAAAUGCUAGACGUUAUCUUGCUGGAGGCUGAAUUUCAGAGGCAGAGGUCAGCCGGACAGUGACCGUGCUUAGGCCGAGGUGUGGCCCUAGGAAGGGCUGGAAACGUACCAGGAAGAAACGCAGGUUCCCCAGAUGAACCACCUUUCCAUAGUCAGUUUUGGGGGCAACGUGUGCGUUCUAAGCGGUGCUUUCAAAAGAACCCUCAAAGGUUAAAGUUAAAUUUUUCAGUGCUGUGUCUUCUUGAGCUAAAGACCUACAUUACCACCCUCAGUAGAGUUGUUUCCGAAAUCUUGAUUUAAAUAAAAGUGUGUUUACAACGCC